Drosophila gunungcola (fruit fly) is the source of this 782-nucleotide messenger RNA. RefSeq names its product histidine-rich glycoprotein (gene Cpr35B). Gene Ontology annotation, cellular component: extracellular matrix. NCBI's taxonomy places the organism in Eukaryota, Metazoa, Arthropoda, Insecta, Diptera, Drosophilidae. The record is from RefSeq and is a predicted model, not a curated record.
AUGGCCCAAAAGUUUUUCGUCGCCUUUGCUCUGCUAGCCAUUGCGGUUAUUCAGGCGGUUCCUUUCCAUGGCCAUCAUGAACAUCACGGCCAUGGAGGAGCCACCAGUCAUGCCUCCGUGCCUACAUCCCACGGCGGUCAUCACGAGGAGGCCCAUCACCACGAGCAUCACGGGCAUGAGGAUCACCACGACGAUCACCAUGACUCUCAUGCCGAAUAUGACUUCAGCUACGGGGUCAAGGAUCACAAGACCGGGGAUGUGAAGGCGCAGAGCGAGUCACGACAUGGCCACAAGGUCACCGGACACUAUGAGUUGAUCGAUGCCGACGGUCACAAGCGAACUGUCCACUACACCGCCGACAAGCACAAGGGAUUCGAGGCCCAUGUCCAUCGCGAAAAGCUCCAUGGCCACCAGGAGGAGCACCAUGCUCAUGGUCACGGACACGGCGGACACAGCGGCUAUGAAGGCGGACACGUUAAGUUCGAGGAGCACUCCUCGCACUCCGGACACGACUACAGCCACGGACACGAAGGACACGGACAUGGUCAUGGUCACGAUCACGGCAGCAGCUCCCACAGCUACUCGCUGAAACAGGACCAUGGUCAUGGUCAUGGUCAUGGACAUGGACACAGCCACGAAUCGGAGCACGGACACGGUUACCAUUGAUCUGCAGUUUCUCCUUCUAAAUGUUUUAUUGUUUUUCUAUCUCCCAUUGAACACUUACCAAAUACCUAUUGUUGUUAUACCAAAAUAAAUCAGGCAAAUAUUUUCAAAAGUGAAAA